UGCUCAAGGUGGUGCCCUCUUAGAAAUCCAACAGAUUAAGGAAUGGGGGGGUCUUCAGGUGGGAGUUCUAACUCUAAAGAGACUGAGAGCAGCUCUUAACCAGGUGGAGAUGAAGUUGGUUGGGGAGAGGCAAACGAAGCAAACUUUUUUUUUUUUUAGAUUUUAUUUUAUUUUAUACAUGAGAGACAGAGAGGGAGUCAGAGACACAGGCAGAAGGAGAAGCAGGUGCUCGAGGGGAACCUGAUGUGGGACUCGACCCCAGGACCCCAGGAUCAUGUCCUGAGCCAAAGGCAGAUGCUCAACCACUGAGCCACCCAGGCGUCUCCGAAGGAAACAUUUUAAGGAAAUACAGGGGGGCCUGAUAGCCUGGAGCAGCUGAGAAACAGUUCCUAUGGCUUUAAAGCAGGUGGUGGCGAUUAUUUAAUGAAACAAGUAUGGAAGGACCUAACUCUGACCCAGAAGUAAGUAAGACGCCAGGCCUGCAACGAACUCAAGUCACCCGUGGGGGAGGGCCUGAAAAUUUAUACGGGGGGCGUGGCCUCGGGCGGCUCCCGACGUCCUCUUCCGGGACAAGGUGUGUGCCCCGGAAGCACUUGUUUGUUGAGCGAUUUUUGGGCCCGUUUCGGAGACCGCGGGGGUGUUGUCACCAUGUUCCUGUCCGCGGUCACCUUUGCCAAGAGCAAGUCAAAAACCAUUCUGGUGAAAAUGCUGAGCCAAGCUGGAACAGGUUACUCCUUCAACACUAAGAGAAGCCGACUACGGGAGAAACUCACUCUCUUACAUUAUGACCCAAUUGAAGAGAAUGUUCUGGGACAGUGGACUGCUUGGCUUUCUGCCCACCUCCUGAAUACCCUGCAGGCCAGAAUGAUGAUGUUCGCCUUGGGGCCUGCCCCAUUGCCCAAGGUACCAAAUAGCUUGGCAGUUCUCCCAGCAUAUAUUAUUGCAGUGAGUAAAUGGUUAGUUUAAGGGUAAUGUUUUAUUAGUCUGCUUUAUAAAGGAAACAGAAGAGUUCCCAAUUAUUUGAGCAUUUCAUAGCAUACUCUGGCUAGAACCAGCCUGUGUCUUUUCAGACUCCUUUUCCUCAUAUAAAACUAGAUGCUCAUUUGCAACGAGGAAGGAUUAAAGGCUGAGGCGUAAGCUUAUUUAACUUUGCUAAAUAUAUGAAGGCUUAUCGUAAAGAAAAUGAAAACUUGUCAGUUUUGAUUCCUUGGAUGACUAAACAAGACAAUAUAGACUUUAAUUGAAGCAGAAUAGAUCUAGGUUAGAUGUAAGGAAAGAGUUUGACAGAUUUAUUCUUCUAUGAAUUAAGCAGCAGAUAUUUUGACAGAAAAUUAAUUUAUGUUUAUGAUUAUGGAUAGCAAUGUGUCCUUUCAAUUCAACUGUAUAUCUGACAACAAUUCUGUGAGGGAGAUGGAGUUAUCCCCCUUAUAGGGAAGCAAACUGAACGCCGAGCAUUUUGAGAGAGGCAGAGACACAGGCAGAGGGAGAAGCAGGCUCCAUGCACUGGGAGCCCGACGUGGGAUUCGAUCCCGGGUCUCCAGGAUUGUGCCCUGGGCCAAAGGCAGGCGCUAAACCGCUGCGCCACCCAGGUUUAAACCCAGUUUCAACUCCAGGCUCCUACUUUUUCUAUGAAGUGGACCUAAGUUAACCUUCCUGUUAUUAUUUUUGAAAUCGGGGAGUGCUAUAAGGCAUUUUAAGAACAAUGAAAACCUUACUGCCCAGCACUAGUUCCUGACCUUUCAUCCAGGCAAUUAGUACUUUUUUAAAGAUUUUAUUUUUAUUUACUUAUUUUAGAGAGCAUCUGCACAUGCAUUAGUGAGGGGAGGGGCAGAGAGGAAAGGGGAGGGAGAGAGAAUCUUGAGCAGACUGUGCUGAGCAUGGAGCCCAAAGCGGGGCUUGAUUUCUUUUUUUUUUUUUUAAAGAUUUUAUUUAUUUAUUCAUGAUAGACAUAGACAUAGAGAGAGAGGCAGAGAUACAGGCAGAGGGAGAAGCAGGCUCCAUGCCAGGAGCCCGACGCGGGACUUGAUCCCGGGACUCCAGAAUCGCCCCCUGGGCCAAAGGCAGGCGCCAAACCGCUGAGCCACCCAGGGAUCCCACGGGGCUUGAUUUCUGACCCUGUGAUCAUGACCUGAGCUGAAACCAAGAGUUGAACACUCAACUGACUGAACCAUCCAGGCACCCCAGGCAAUUAGUACUUUUGUUUUGGUUUUGUUUCAGAGAGCUGUACUCUGUUAUGGUAUUUUCAAUAAUGAGAUUUUGGUUAUAGUUUUCAUUCUAUUACCAUACUACAGAAUCCAUAUUUGGGUAUAUUAAGGCAUCUCUGGAAAGUAUAAGGUUUGAUGUGUAUUUACUCUUCUAGCCAGACUGCCUUUUCUUCCUUGGUCUGCUCAGUUCUUGUUGCUUUUUUUCUUUGGAGUCCAGCUCUUGUCUGGUCUUGCUAAUCUUCUGCAAAAGUGUUCAUUAACUGGGUGAAGACUUUGAGUGCUUUCCAUGCUUUGUUCCUUGCUUUUUUUAAUUUGGAUAUUUCACAUUGGGUGAGAAAUGACUGUGGGGUACCAGAUGUGCCACUGAUUGGCUGGUGAGCCUUCCCUUGGCUUCCUUCCCAUUU
Molecule: messenger RNA, 2608 nt
Organism: Nyctereutes procyonoides (raccoon dog)
Lineage: Eukaryota; Metazoa; Chordata; Mammalia; Carnivora; Canidae
Gene: MRPL33
Product: mitochondrial ribosomal protein L33
Exons: 4
Coding region: 649-966 (105 amino acids)
Biological process (GO): translation
Cellular component (GO): ribosome; mitochondrion
Molecular function (GO): structural constituent of ribosome
Source: RefSeq, a predicted model, not a curated record